AUGACCGCGGACAAAGACAAGCCAGACAGGGAGAAGGACAGGGACAGAGACCGAGACCGGGAGCGGGACAGAGACCGAGACAGGGAGCGGGACAGAGACAGGGACAAGAGGGACAAAGCCUCCAGGGAGAGCGAGAGCUCUCGGCCGCGCCGCAGCUGCACGCUGGAGGGCGGAGCUAAGAACUACGCCGAGAGCGAGGACGAGGAUAAUGAGAACAGGGGAGUGGCCGGGGGAGUAGGCGGGGUCAACAUGGGGAUGGGGGAGGAGUCAGGGAAGAAGGGAAAGAAGAAGAUGAUUAAGAAGAAGUCGAGGUAUGAACGGAUGGAGAACGGAGAGAUCACUUCCUUCAUUACUGAAGACGACGUUGUUUACAGACCUGGCGGUAAGUUUAAUUAAUUAUUAUUACGUUUUACGUCUCCAUCUCUUUGGCAACAAAUAUCAUCAUGUAGUGUUUGCUUUUCUCCUGAAAGACGCCUCAGGCCAAGAUAAUACAACCUAGGUCUGUAGAGAAAUAUAUGUUUUUGUCAACAGACUUGCUGUUACGUCAAAACAAUACUUUAUUGUUCAAUGCCAAUUGGAAAUGUGUAUUUUCGACAUACAUUGUUUCUAAUUCCCCUUUUAUCUAAUUGGUAGCAGACAAGUUUGAGACGCAUUCCUCAAAUCUAGCCACAUUCCAGAAAGCCACAUUCCCCCUUUUAAAAUAUCAGACUAGAGAAUUCUACACUUAAUAUCUUUGUUUUCUGAUACUUUUUUAUAUUAAUGCAAUGAUUAUUAUACCCAGGGUCGGGCUAAAGGUUAAACUACAAAGCAGGAUCAAUGAGUUAGCCAGCUAACUUUGAUAAACAAAGUUCUGGUUCGUUAGGAAAGCUAAACUAAGAUGUGUUUUUGGUUGUUGGGUCAAUCAGACAUGCCUAUUUCAAGAUUAUCUUUUUAUAAAAACAAUACAAUUAGUUAUUUCAGAAUAUUUAGGCAAGUUAGCUGGCUAAGUCAUUGAUCUUGCUUUGUAGCAUACCGCUCUUUGUAGCAUACCCCUCUUUGUAGCAUACCCCUCUUUGUAGCAUACCCCUUUUUGUAGCAUACCCCUAGAAAUCUGUAUUUAUAUUAAAAAAAAUAAAAAUAAGCCUAGUUUGCUUUGUGAUGUCCUGCUGCAGUUCAGUCUAAGCUACACAGUUGAAUGAACAGUUUACCACACUCCAUUUGCUCUGAUUAGCUUGUAGGUCUACUGGUUUUGGUCUUCAAUAAUAAUCAGAUUUUCACUAGAAUCAGAAUACCUCUCCAGACGACAGCAUGUAGGCUAAUUUUGAUCUAUCAGUUCGAGAAGUCUCUGGCUCAGUUGCCUUUUAAUGUUUAGUCAUUAAACAAAAAUAAAUUAUGAUUAAGUCAAUGACCUUAAUAAAAGCAAAGAAAUGUGAUAACGAUAUAGCCAGAUUUAUUAGUGAUGGGGGGAAAUUCCUACAGUUACAUAUUGCAAUCUUAUUUUUGGACGAGGGCGGCAGGUAGCUUAGUGGGUAAGAGCGCUGUGCCAGUAACCGAAAGGUCGCUGGUUCUAAUCCCCGAGCCGACUAGGUGAAAAAUCUGUCGAUGUGCCCUUGAGCAAGGCACUUAACCCUAAUUGCUCCUAUAAGUCGCUCUGGAUAAGAGCGUCUGCUAAAUGACAAAAAAUGUAAAUGUAAAAAAUGUUAUAUCGAUAUUUGACUCAAAAUGAUCAAAUUAAAAUAAAAUCCAAAACUCUGGUAGUUUGCAUCCUAUAGCUGUUACAAUAAAUAGUGAGCUGACGUGUUUUCAACACUUUUAUUUCCAUGACUGAUCAAAACUCAUUUUCUAAUGCUCUCUCGUCUCUGCAGCAGACGUGUAGGAAGCAAAUAUGUUUGGAACAUGAAAUCACAAUAACAUCGCAGUAUCGAAUCGUAACACAUAUAGAAUUGUGAGAAUCACAAUACUUAUCGUAUCAGCACCUAAGUAUGGCGAUAGUAUCGUGUUGGGGGGGGGGCCCUGGUCAAAAGUAGGACACUAUAUAUAGGGAAUAGGGUGCUAUUUGAUACAGAGCUUCUUCACCUGCUGUUUCUAAAUUGGUUGAACAUCAAACUUAGGAGGGGGGGGGGGGGGGGGGGAUGUCCAAACCCGGCUCUCUGUCUGUGCUGUGGGAGGGAGGGAGGGAGGGAGGGAGGGAGAGCGAGAGCGAGAGCCUGCUCUGCAGCGGUUUCCUCUCUGUUACAGCAGGUUCUGGCUGGCUCAGCUAUCUGAACCCAUCAACAAUGGCAUGUCUUUCAUUUAUCUGGCAGGAAGGAAAAGGUCAAGUAGCCGACGGUCGCUGCCGUGCUUAGUUAUUUAAUAUGAACACAUGCAAUUAUUACAGCCAAUGUGUUAUUGUUCCCCUCACCCCCAUUCCCCUUUUGACGGCUAAAGACUCAAGAGAUGUACAGUGCAUUCGGAAAGUAUUCAGACCCCUUGACUUUUACCACAUUUUGUUUAGUUACAGCCUUAUUCUAAAAUUGAUUAAAUUAAAUUUUUCCUCAUCAAUCUACACACAAUACCCCACAAUGAAAGAGAGAACUGGUUUUUUGAAUUUCUUGCACAUUUGUUACAAAUAAAGAAAAGCAAUACCUUUACGUACGUAUUCAGACCCAUGCUAUGAGACUCGAAAUUGAGCUCAGGUGCAUCCUGUUUCCAUUGAACAUCCUUGAGAUGUUUCUACAACUUGAUUGGAGUCCACCUGUGGUAAAUUCAAUUGAUUGGACAUGAUUUGGAAAGGCACACACCUGUCUAUAUAAGGUCCCACAGUUGACAGUGCAUGUCAGAGCAAGACCAAGACAUGAGGUCGAAGGAAUUGUCCGAAGAGCUCCGAGACAGGAUUGUGUCGAGGCACAGAUCUGGGGAAGGAUUCCAAAAAAUGUCUGCGGCAUUGAAGGUCCCCAAGAACACAGGGCCUCCAUCAUUCUUAAAUGGAGAAGUUUGGAACCACCAAGACUCUUCCUAGAGCUGGCCGCCCGGUCAAACUGAGCAAUAGGUGAAGGGCCUUGGUCAGGGAGGUGACUAAGAACCUGAUGGUCACUCUGACAGAGCUCUAGAGUUCCUCUGUGGAGAUGGGAGAACCUUCCAGAAGGACAACCAUCUCUGCAGCACUCCACCAAUCAGGCCUUUAUGGUAGAGUGGCCAGACGGAAGCCACUCCUCAGUAAAAGGCACAUGACAGCACACUUGGAGUUUGCCAAAAGGCAUCUAAAGGACUCUCAGACCAUGAGAAACAAGAUUCUCUGUUCUGAUGAAACCAAGAUUGAACUAUUUGGCCUAAAUGCCAAGCGUCACGUCUGGAGGAAACCUGGCAGCAUCAUGCUGUGGGGAUGUUUUUCAGCGGCAGGGACUGGGAGACUAGUCAGAAUCAAGGGAAAGAUGAACGGAGCAAAGUACAGAGAAAUCCUUGAUGAAAACCUGCUCCAGAGCACUCAGGACCUCAGACUGGGGCGAAGGUUCACCUUCCAACAGGACAACGACCCUAAGCACACAGCCAAGACAACGCAGGAGUGGCUUCGGGACAAGUCUCUGAAUGUUCUUGAGUGGCCCAGCCAGAGCCCGGAAUUGAACCCGAUCGAACAUCUCUGGAGAGACCUGAAAAUAGCUGUGCAGCGAUGCUCCCCAUCCAACCUGACAGAGCUUGAGAGGAUCUGCAGAGAAGAAUGGGAGAAACUCCCCAAAUACGGGUGUGCCAAGCUUGUAGCGUCAUACCAAAGAAGACUCGGAGGCUGUAAUCACUGCCAAAGGUGCUUCAACAAAGUACUGAGUAAAGGGUCUGAAUACUUAUGUAAAUAGGUAAUAAAUUAGAAAAAUGGUAUAACCUGUUUUUGCUUUGUCAUUAUGGGGUAUUGUGUGUAGAUUGAUUGAGGAAAAUGUUUUAUUUAAUCAAUUUUAGAAUAAGGCUGUAACGUAACAAAAUGUGGAAAGAAGGGAAGGGGUCUGAAUACUUUCCCAAUGCACUGUAGUGUAGUAUGGAAGUAUUACCCAGUUUCCCCUGUCUGUCUCCUGUAUUUAACGUGGUACAGUUAUACACACACCUUACCAUCCCUGGGGAAUAAUCUGGUUCACAGCAUUAUCUCUCUGUUAGGAUCAGGAAGUCCUUGAAAAAGCCAUCACUCUCUCCGUCAGAGAGAAGCCUUGUUCCUUGACAGGGACUCCAUUGAAACAUAACACACACACACACACACACACACAACAUUGACUCCAUUGAACCUUUUCUUUCUCUGCAUUUAAUGUUUAAUAGAGAGAGAGGGAGCGGAGAGAGAGAGAGAGAGAGAGGAGGGAGGGAGCAGAGAGAGAGGAAGAGAGGGAGGAAGCAGAGGAGAGCAGAGAGAGGGAGAGGGAGGAGGAGGGAGGGAGAGAGGGGAGGGAGAGAGGGAGGGAGGGAGGGGAGAGAGAGCGAGGGAGAGGGAGGAGCGAGGGAGGGAGAGGGAGGGAGACAGAGAGAGAGGGGAAGGGGAGGGAUUUUUGGGCGCCUUUCUUGAUCUCUCUCUGGGGAGGGAAGCAGAGAGAGGGAGGAGAGAGAGAGGGAGGGAGCGAGAGAGAGGGGGAGGGAGCAGAGCAGAGAGGGAUGGACGGGGGAGGAGCAGAGAGAGGGAGGAGAGGAGAGCAGAGAGAGAGGGGGGGAGAGAGGAGGGAGGAGCGAGAGAGAAGGAGCGAGCAGAGAGAGAGAGAGGGAAAGAGAGCGGGGGGAGGGACAGAGAGAGGAGGAGCAGAGGAUGGAGAGAGGGAGCAGGGAGGAGAGAGAGGGAGGGAGGGAGGAGAGAGAGAGAGAGAGAGGGAGCAGGGAGAUGGAGCAGAGCUGAGCUCACUGCUGCUUUGUCUCCUGUUCAACCGUGCAGACAGUCAGUCACUUCAAUGAAACAUUCACAAGACAAAAACAAAGUCACAGGUUUUCUUUCUGCCAGAGAUAAUAUUUAUAUAUUCCAAGACAGUGAACAUAAACGAGCAGCAGUUCUGUUAAGAUAUUUAUGUUUCCUGCUUUGAAACUGUCUCCUCCAAUGAGUAUUGUAGUGAACCCUGACAGGACUGAAGACCUUUACACACACAUACACACGUCUAUUUUACUAUCCUUGGGAUGGUGUUCCUUGGCUUGCAAGACCCGCCUUUUUCCUCCAACAUAACGAUGGUCAUUAUGGCCAAACAGUUAUAUUUUUGUUUCAUCAGACCAGAGGACAUUUCUCCAAAAAGUACGAUCUUUGUCCUCAUGUGCAGUUGCAAACCGUAGUAUGGCUUUUUUAUGGCGGUUUUGGAGCAGUGGCUUCUUCCUUGCUGAGCGGCCUUUCAGGAUAUGUCGAUAUAGGACUCGUUUUACUGUGUAUAUAGAUACUUUUGUACCUGUUUCCUCACACGGUCCUUUGCUGUUGUUCUGGGAUUGAUUUGCACUUUUCGCACAAAGUACGUUCAUCUCUAGGAGACAGAACGCAUCUCCAUCCUGAGCGGUAUGACGGCUGCGUGGUCCCAUGGUGUUUAUACUUGCAUACUAUUGUUUGUACAGAUUAACGUGGUAACUUCAGGCGUUUGGAAAUUGCUCCCAAGGAUGAACCAGACUUGUGGAGGCUGAUUUUCUUUUGAUUUUCCCAUGAUGUCAAGCAAAGAGGCACUGAGUUUGAAGGUAGGCCUUGAAAUACAUCUACAGGUACACCUCCAAUUGACUCAAAUGAUGUCAAUUAGCCUAUCAGACGCUUCUAAAGCCAUGACAUCAUUUUCUGGAAUUUCCCAAGCUGUUUAAAGGCACAGUCAACUUUAGUGUAUGUAAACUUCUGACCCAGUGGAAUUGUGAUACAAUGCAUGCUUAUCCACGUUUUGACAACUGAAUGGGAACUUCACUUGCCUGCCCGCCCAUUUGAUCGAUGCCAAAUACAUUCGAUUGACAACUAAGAGAUAUGCUAACUGUGGAUCACAGUCGUUCAAGUUCAGCAUAGCUAGCUAGCGAAGCGAUUUACAUUUAUUGCUAGAAAUGACACCUGCAGCAUCUCUAGCUGUAGCCGCGGUUAAACGAUAUGGGGGAAAAGGUCGGUCACUCACUCCCACUCCUCCAAUGACAUGACAUCCUCCCAGCAGCUAGCUAGCUAGCUAACGUUAGGCUCCGUGUUUUAGCUAAAUAAACAGUUAGCUACAUAAAUAGAUGUGCAACUGCUACCCAAACUGGCCGUUGUUUUUAUUCGAAAAAAUAUGUCCCUUUUAUAAUGUCCACUUAUGUACAUAGGAUCCUUUUUAUAUAUAUAGCAUUUUAUCAUAUUAAAACAAGAGAUAAAACAAUAUUUGUCCCAGCCUUUGCUGCUAUGCUUGCAGAUCUGCAUAAUAUGCUACGACCCCCUAAUCAAAAAGUAUUUAAUAACUCCAAAUCACAUAAACAUAUAUAGGUUGUUGUAACGUUAAACGUUUUAUUUUUAUUUACACUGCAUGGCUCACCGGUGCGGUUGAAUGCAGCAUUGCUGUCUGGUGCACUCAACAUGUCUUGCAUAAGUAAUAAUAAUAAUUGUAAAGUGGUUAUCCCACUGGCUAUAAGGUGAAUGCACCAAUUUGUAAGUUCUCUGGAUAAGAGCGUCUGCUAAAUGACGUAAAUGUUGUAGUUGAGUGGCCCAGCCUGUGCUGUAUCAGGCCUUCCUCCUUUGUUGCAGGUUUCGUUUUUUCAUUAUUUAAUUGUCAAGCUUUAAAAACCAAAAGCCAGACUGCAACAUUUUAGUAGCCAGGACAAUGUGGCAUGUGUCUGUACCCUCUCCCUCCGCGGCGCGCUGUAAACGGGUACCCUCUCCCUCCGCGGCGCGCUGUAAACGGGUACCCUCUCCCUCCGCGGCGCGCUGUAAACGGGUACCCUCUCCCUCCGCGGCGCGCUGUAAACGGGUACCCUCUCCCUCCGCGGCGCGCUGUAAACGGGUACCCUCUCCCUCCGCGGCGCGCUGUAAACGGGUACCCUCUCCCUCCGCUGCGCGCUGUAAACGGGUACCCUCUCCCUCCGCGCCGCGCUGUAAACGGGUACACUCUCCCUCCGCGGCGCGCUGUAAACGGGUACACUCUCCCUCCGCGGCGCGCUGUAAACGGGUACCCUCUCCCUCCGCGGCGCGCUGUAAAACGGGUACCCUCUCCCUCCGGCGCGCUGUAAACGGGUACCCUCUCCCUCCCGCGGCGCGCUGUAAACGGGUACCCUCUCCCUCCGCGGCGCGCUGUGGAACGGGUACCCUCUCCCUCCGCGGCGCGCUGUAAACGGGUACCCUCUCCCUCCGCGGCGCGCUGUAAACGGGUACCCUCUCCCUCCGCGGCGCGCUGUAAACGGGUACCCUCUCCCUCCGCGGCGCGCUGUAAACGGGUACCCUCUCCCUCCGCGGCGCGCUGUAAACGGGACUGUGGCAUGUGUCUGUACCCUCUCCCUCCGCGGCGCGCUGUAAACGGGUACACUCUCCCUCCGCGGCGCGCUGUAAACGUAAAAAAGUAAAAAGUAAAAAAUCACCGGCGCGAGCGCAUCAGACUGUACUUUCAUAAAGUAGAUGACUCAACUGUUGACUCAUUUUAUACUUGCGUGUCCUAUUCGUCCCGCGGGACGUGUGUUUUGACACGUAUGCUAGUCUGUUAGCCACGUUGUGACUGACUUGUGAUCGUUGCCCUUGCUAGUUUGAUUCUAUUGACAUUCCCAGCUUUAGUUACAGUCGUCCGUUUUUUUGUUCAAAGUAUUGAGUCAUUGAAACAUUUACAUUACAUUUACAUUUUAGUCAUUUAGCAGACGCUCUUAUCCAGAGCGACUUACAGGAGCAGUUAGGGUUAAGUGCCUUGCUCAAGGGCACAUUUACGUCAUUUAGCAGACGCUCUUAUCCAGAGCGACUCACAAAUUGGUGUAUUCACCCAAUAGCCAGUGGGAUAACCACUUUACAAAUUUUUUUUUGGGGGGGGGGGGGGGGGGUAGAAGGAUUACUUUAUCCUAUCCCAGGUAUUCCUUAAAGAGGUGGGGUUUCAAAUGUCUCCGGAAGGUGGUGAGUGACUCCGCUGUCCUGGCGUCGUGAGGGAGCUUGUUCCACCAUUGGGGUGCCAGAGCAGCGAACAGUUUUGACUGGGCUGAGCGGGAACUAUGCUUCCGCAGAGGAAGGGGAGCCAGCAGGCCAGAGGUGGAUGAACGCAAUGCCCUCGUUUGGGUGUAGGGACUGAUCAGAGCCCGAAGGUACAGAGGUGCCGUUCCCCUCACUGCUCCAUAGGCAAGCACCAUGGUCUUGUAACGGAUGCAAGCUUCAACUGGAAGCCAGUGGAGUGUGCGGAGGAGGGGGGUGACGUGAGAGAAACCGAAACAGUGCAUCCAGAAUGGUUGGCGGCAAGAAACACUGUACCAGGCCAGCUAUGAUUUACACCCUGAUAGCAAUAUUUUUGGGAGUACCAAGAAAUGCAUUGGUGAAUUAUAUGAAUCAUGCAGUGAACUGCAUCCAUCUAUUCUGCCAACCAUGUCUUAGUGUACGUCAUGGAAUUUAGAAUUUUAAAACCUCUUAUAAAGCUGGUUUUGAAGCAUAAACUGGGAAUUUUAUAUUUUUUUACUGAUAUUAUGAAUCUGUUCGUUUCAUAUCUGCGAACUAGUUAAAUGCUGUCAGUUCCAAUUUCACCCCUAAACCCUAAUUGUAAACAUAACCCCUCAGCAUUUUUCCUUGUGGGGACCGGCGUAAUGUCCCCACUUGUCCAAGUAUUCCUUGUUUUACUGUCCUUGUGAGGACUUCAAAUCCCCACAAGGACAGUAAAACCAAAAACACACACACAGACCCCCCCCCCCCCCCACCCACCCUCCAGCCACCCCUGGGUAAUAAUCUAAUUCCCAGCAUUAUCUCUCUGUCAGUAUCAGUAAGGUUUUUGAAAAAGCCAUCGCUCUCUCCGCCAGAGAGGAACCGUUUCUCCUCCAAAUUAGUAUUCUAGAGAAACCUGACAGGACUGAUGUCCUUUAUACACACGCACAUCAGUAACAUGGGGGUACGUACGGUUCUGUUGAGACCUGAUCUCUUUUCUCUUUGGUAGGAACAAAGCUGUGUGGAUUAGAGAUGGGGUUGGGGACACACACACACACACACACACACACCAGUGUGCAUUUCUCUUAGCAGUCGGUUGCUGCAUUUCUCAACAGAGCUUUUUUCUUUUUACGUUGAAUAACUAAGCUUUGCGGUGUGUGUGUGUGUGUGUGUGUGUGUGUGUACGGUGUGUGUGUGUGUGUGUGUGUGUGUACGGUGGCUAGAUGUGAUUUGUGGCCUAAGCAGACUAAAGCCUGGUCCGGAUUAUACUUGGCUAGAUGUUAAACCUUUUUAUACUGGUCUAGUGACACAAUAUGGAAAAGUGACCACCCCUGGAGAGGGAUUUAAACAGGUCUAGACAAAGAGAGAGAGAGAGAGGAGGGGGGGGAGAUGCAGAGAGAGAGAAGAGCAACACAGUGAGAGAUGGGAAGAUGGGACAACUACAAAUACCUAAGUGUCUGAUUAGACCGUAAAAUCUCCUUCCAGACUCACAUUAAGUCAACUGGCUUACCUGGUUAAAUAAAGGUGAAAUAAAAAAUGGAAAAAAAUAAAAAGAGGUGAGGAGAGUGGGGUUAAAGAAGGAUGAAAAACAUCUCUUGAAUUGCUUUUGUCUCAGAUAUCCUGUCAAACACACACACACACACACUAGGGCUUGGUAAUAUGGUCUACACAUCAUGUCUCAAAUGUGUUUUCAAAUGUAUGGGGGAUUUACAAUAUAGAUUCUUUAAAUGUUCUCUAAAUAAGCUUUUUGUACAAUUUUAAAGCUAAAUUACUCUGCAUUUCAAACAGUCAGCAGUAAUCUAAUAAAUUCAGGGCUUGUGAAAUUAUACCAAGGCUAAAUAUAAGCCUUCCACAGCCAUAAGACCCACUCAUAAUUUAGUUAUUUUAUCGAAAUUAUUUAACCAGCUUUUUUUUUGCAAUAAUCACUGAUCUACCAUUAUAGAAAAUGAUCACAGGUCUCCUAAACAAUCUCUCAAGCCCAAGGCCAUGUGCUAGUGAGUAGCCAGCUGAUCUUUUAUAUUUAACAUGUAGCCAACUUGGAUCUAUUCGCUAACAAGGCAGAACAGUUGAGUUGUUAUGAACACACCCUUCUGUCCGUCUCCAACUGUUGUAACAGCAUGCUAGCCUGUCCACUUUGUUCAGAUGUUGAAAUCAAGUGGCCUAUCUUAUUUCUCAGAAUGAGAACAAAUUGCCAAUUCCUUAUGUAAUUGUGUUUUAUGCUUAUUGCACAUUUAUAAAACACAGAAUAGACAGCUAGUAUAACAUUCUUUGGCCAAAAUGCUGCUAGCGGUACGUGUUACCGCAAUGCCGCUUGCAACCAACUGAGCGUUCAUUUUCCAAAUCAACGUUCAUUGAUGGCUCUCUUUUUUACUAGUGUCUGCUAUUUGAGUCUCAAUGUGUUUCCAUAUGACCAAUUCUAUUGGACCACACCUCAAAUGCGAGUUGAAAGUGCUUGUCAGAAAGGAAGAAGUGAUCUCUCAUCUUUGUUGUUGUAAGUGACAAGGAAGGUGUGUGUAAAUGGGAAGGUGUGUGUGUUAAUGGGAAGGUGCUCAUGUCUCCACUCUAACAAUGGAAGUUGUUGUCCCAAAGGUGGGAAAGCAGGUGACAAGCUUAGGUCCAAAAUAAGGACAUUUUAAAUGUACUGGGCUUAUUUUGGACAGGUUCUGUCAUGUGAAACCUCUCGCUUCCUCUCUGACAGCACAGAAGGAGCGAAGGAGAAGAGACCAAGCAGACAGUAAAUGCUCAUAAGAAAUACAAUAACUUGAUUCUUGCGAUACAGGCAUUGCGCAAUAACAAUUAGAAUGAAUUAGAUCUAUGGCCCAGCACUAAAACGCAGUACAUCUGUCUGCCUGUCUGCCUGUCUGCCUGCCUGCUCAGCCUUUUGAUCACUGAAAGAUGGGAGCAUCUCUUUCUGCAGCAAGGCUUAGUGUGCAUUGAUUGGCUGGAGGGGAGACGACAAGGAGAUGACGGGAUACGUGUGUGUGUGUGUGUGUGUGCCAGCGCAUGCGUUCUCUAGUCUGACGGAAGGGUGGAAAGGGGAUACUAUUUGUAUGGCAGGCAGCUGGGGUGGACAGGCAGUUACUCACACUGAGAGGCGACCUGUGCGAUCGAUCAGGGCUUUGAGUAGCUCUUCUCCAGCCAGGCUCCCUGCAGCUCUGAAGGAUAUUCUCUACACACACUCCAGCUCAUAGAUCCACACUGGAGAUCUCUCACACACUCACUCACACACACACACACACAGUCCUGCUCUGCUAUAGGCGAUCCUGAAACACACUCUACACACACCACACAUUGUGCGCGCAGAGGCAAACACACACACACACACACACUCACAUCACCUUUGUCCUCAGUCUUUGCGGGCUAAGCUAACGUCUCCACUGCAGAAAGGACCCACUGUUGUAGUCUGCCAUGCCACAGUGUCUCUCUGUCUGCUCAGCCUUCCUUCCCCGUCUCCUCUCCAACAUGGCUGCCUCCUGUGAAUAAACGAGACAGUUAAUCGUCUAAGGGAGGCAGGGGAGCGGUGGUGGUGCAGUGGAAGGUCUUCAUUAUAUUAUAUUAUGACGAUGUAGGGGUUUAAUGGUACACCUGUUCGUGCAGGGACCUCUGUUCGGUCCGCACUGUGAACCCAAAUGAAUACAUAAAACAAUUAUUUACAAAAAUACAACACUAGGGCUAUGCCUCUUGAGUAAAUCUGAGCUGGGGAAAAAAAAAAAAACAUUUCAGGCUAUUCCGUUAAAACAAUCAAAAUUCUCAUUCUUAAUUGGCACAUUUCAAACUGUCCUUUUGUGAGGCGCAGCCAGUAUCUAGUUCUGUACGAUGGCGGGUGGUGGGGUCGAUUUAAACCAGGAGGAUUCUCCAUCAUUGUUUAAAUCUCCAGUUUGAGAACAUUUCGGCUUCCCAGUACAUUACAACGGCGAUGGACAGAGAGAGUAUGGUCGCCACUGUUCAACGAGAAUAGCCUAUGCAGCUGCCCACAUCUCAAACAUGUUGACACAUUUACGCCGACAUCACCCCAGAAUGACGCCGACAUCACCCCAGAAUGACGCCGACAUCACCCCAGAAUGACGCCGACAUCACCCCAGAAUGACGCCGACAUCACCCCAGAAUGACGCCGACAUCACCCCAGAAUGACGCCGACAUCACCCCAGAAUGACACCGACAUCACCCCAGAAUGACGCCGACAUCACCCCAGAAUGACGCCGACAUCACCCCAGAAUGACGCCGACAUCACCCCAGAAUGACUACCACCGGAGCAAGAUGGAAACACAAAACAACAACAACUUUGUCUCCCCUCUGCACUCAAGCAGCUGAUUCAAGCAGCCCUUCGCAGCUGAUUCAAGCAGCCCUUCGCAGCUAAUUCAAGCAGCCCUUCGCAGCUGAUUCAAGCAGCCCUUCGCAGCUGAUUCAAGCAGCCCUUCGCAGCUGAUUCAAGCAGCCCUUCGCAGCUGAUUCAAGCAGCCCUUCGCAGCUGAUUCAAGCAGCCCUUCGCAGCUGAUUCUGACCCUGGCCAAAGAAAUGACAAGAGCGUUAGGUAUGUUUUAUAGCCGCAGAUAUAUGCACCCAUUCUCGGUGGUUGAGAAGAACAAGGGGUUUUCAGCACCUCGUGAGAAAGUUCUCGAGCAACGCUACGAACUUCUCCCUCUCGCACCCAUUUCAGCAAACCAGUAGCACGGCUCUCUAUAAGCAAGCUAAAGCCAAUGGAUUUGCCAAUGAUCUCUGUGUUGCGCUUUAUUACAGAAGGAUGGACCUCCAGGACUACAGGGAGCUGCUGAACAGUGACAGCCCAGAGUGGGAGAUGAGAAGUAAUAAUAAAUAAUAUCCCAUUUAGCAGACGCUUUUAUCCAAAAGCCACUUACAGUCAUGCGUGCAUACAUUUUUACGUAUGGGUGGUCCCGGGGAUCGAACCCACUACCCUGGCGUUACAAGCGCCGUGCUCUACCAAUUGAGCUACAGAGGACCACUGUAGAAGUACUGUGUUAGACACAAACCCCUUUUGAGAGUCGCACAAGUGUGCAUCUUUUUGUCUUUGUAAGAACAUAAUAGCAUAGACCUAUAUCAUGAUUACAUAUUGAUUUCACACGCGCUUCAUUUUAGUGCUAUUGUUGAUGAGUAAUCGUGUUUUUCCAAAGUGUUGUUAUUUCUGAUGGUGCUGUCAUCAGGCAUUGAGACUCAUGAUCAUAUAUGGAGUCAGGAAUAUCAACACUUUGUAUAAAAUGAACAACAGUAACAGUUGGCAUUUCAUUUUUCAGAUAAAAACCGAACCGUGACCCCAAAACAGCCAAUACGUACGAACCGUGGGUUUGGUGAACCGUUACACCCCUGUGAGGAUGCCUCUGUGUACUGUACUGUCAUAUGUUUCAACCAGUUGUGAUGGUAUCAUUUGUAGAAUACAGAGAGGAUCCUUUAGGAGACAAGGGCUUCAUCUCUGUCCCAUGGAGGCUGGGGGUUGGGGAGGUUGGGAGGUUGGACAGCUGGCACCUCACUCUGCACAGCCACCUGAAAGCCUGGGGGGAGUGUGUGUGCAUUGUCUGUAGUUUAAAAAAAAAAAAUCAUCAGAAGGGGCUCUAUUUUGGUGGCGUCUGGUACAUUCUAAUGCCUUGAAAUACACCGCUAAAUUAUUGAAUGCUUUAUGACUUUAUCUCCCAUGAUUGGUAAAAAUGAGUUUUGGUUUGGGGUGUAACGGCACAAAGAUUUGUACAUAACUGUUCGGUAUGGGGGGGACCUCUGUUCGAUCCGCACUGUGAACCUGAAUGAAUACCAAAAAAAAGAUAUAUGUACUUAAUAAAAACACUAGGCCUAUUGGCUAUUUCUCAGCUGCGUUGUAGUAGGCCUCUAAAGGAAAUCUGAGCUGAAAAAAACAUUUUCAGGCUGUUCCAUUUAAACAACUAGAGCCUAUGCACACAUUGUAAUCAAAAUUUAAAUCUUAACUGCCACAUUUCAAACUGUCCUGUUUUAUUUAGCUGCAGCUGGGAACAGUUUUGUACGAUUGUGAGUGCUAUCCGGGAUCCUUGGGACGUUCCUACUCUAAACCCUACUCUAAGCCCUAACUUUAACCCCUAACCCAUACCUAACAAUUUCACAUUUCAAUUUCAGUGGUGUAGGGAUGUCCCAAGGAUGCCGGAUAGCAAGGACCAUCUGGCGCUGAAGGUGGCAGUGUCAUGGUGCGUUCGUACGACCUAGGAAAAAUCCACAGUAAUAUAUAUUUUAAGAUGGCGUCGUCCAGGGUAGGGGAGGGAAUGGCCGGCAGGGAUGUAGCUCAGUUGGUAGAGCAUGGCGUUUGCAACGCUAGGGUUGUGGGUUCGAUUCCCACGGGGGGCCAGUAUAAAAAAAUAAUAAUGUAUGCACUCACUAACUGUAAGUCGCUCUGGAUAAGAGCGUCUGCUAAAUGACUUAAAUGUAAACGUAAGAUGUGGAUGGUCUCGAAGAGUAAUGUACAGUUCCCUAGAAGAGUAGUUUCUAGAAGUUUGUUUCUGAUCCUGACUAGUUUGAGGUAAGACAGGACCUCCUUAUGAUUAAUCCUCCUAGCAUAUCCCCUCCGAUACAUAUGCUGUUUAUUCUUUGUCUCUGUUUCCAGUGAGGCUACGAGAGAGGACAGCCUCGGGGCCCUAUAAAUCAGUUAUAUUUUUUUGCCUGAUUUAGUUUUGUUUUCCCCAAACAUUUUGUUAUCUCUGUUUUUGUUUUUCCAGGUUUCAAUUCUUUCAGGUUUUCACUCUCAAAAUCACACUUUACUAAUAGAAAAACAACUAAAUUGUAUGUUCUAAGUCAACAACAAUGCUUAAACCACAUCAAGAGACCGCUUUUGAAGUCUGGGAAAAAUGUAAGACGUUUUGUGUUUUGGGUGUAGUUACCCUUUUAAUGCAAGUGUGCAACAACCGGAGAACAUUGUUUGGUUAGCGGUGUUUCUGUAGCCCUCAUGUGAUUGCAAAAUUUGCAAAACAAAUGGCUACUGGAUUGAUGCAAAUAAUCAUGAUAUCAUUCUGCAAGGUAGGCAGGCGUAGGCUACUUUGUAGUUAACAUUUAAUUGAGAAGGUUUUUGGCAAAGCCUUUCCAUCUACCAGCAGACGGUUAUCAUUAGCAUUAUCGCUAACGGAUACACAGAGUGUGGACUAGACAUACGAGCGCCACACAACAGUCAUUCCUGUGCCCUUUCAGAAAGUUUCAGGAAAAUACAAAUCACUGAUGCAUUUUGUUCACGUCUUAUGAUUAACUUGGGCAAAUGUAAUGCAUUUUCUAACAAGUUCAAUACAUUUAGUUAAUUUCUUAACUAAGUUCAAUAAAUGUUUGAAUAUUGUUUAAUUCCUUUUUAAAGUCUGGAUUCUGUGAUUCUGUCUGCGUUUUCCGUAAACGUGGAUUUCAUAGGGUCCUAUAGCCUGUGAUAUUCAAACAUGACAGCAGAAUCUGUAGCAUGCUGCUGACAGCUAAGCUAACUGGUGGAGCCUAGAUCUAUUUUUAUAGACAUAGAGCGAUAGUGAAGAAAGCCUGGAUGAGGUCUUGUAGUGAAAUCUAACCACCUGCCGACUGACCGCAAAUUAGAAAUCUGCACCAGACUGAGGCGAAGACUGACCCUCCGUUCUGUUGCUACCCAGCAGACGUGUCAACUGGUACACACUACCAUUACUGAGCUAGGAUCAGUUUAGCUUUUUAGAUCAUAAUGAAUACAAUGAUAUGUAUGUGGGGGGGCCUGAUACUAGAUCAGCACUCCAACCUUCUGGGCUGGCUGUGCUGUGGGGAGGGUAAGACUAGCAGAGGGAAUAAGGUGGGGGCUCACUCUGCUCUGCUCUAGUGGCUGAACAUCCACUCUGCUCUGCUCUAGUGGGCUGAGGAUCCACUCUGCUCUGCUCUAGUGGGCUGAGGAUCCGCUCUGCUGUAGUGGGCUGAGGAUCCGCUCUGCUCUACUGGGCUGAGGAUCCACUCUGCUCUGCUCUACUGGGCUGAGGAUCCACUCUGCUCUGCUCUACUGGGCUGAGGAUCCGCUCUGCUCUACUGGGCUGAGGAUCCACUCUGCUCUGCUCUACUGGGCUGAGGAUCCGCUCUGCUCUACUGGGCUGAGGAUCCGCUCUGCUCUAGUGGGCUGAGGAUCCGCUCUGCUCUAGUGGGCUGAGGAUCCGCUCUGCUCUACUGGGCUGAGGAUCCGCUCUGCUCUACUGGGCUGAGGAUCCGCUCUGCUCUAGUGGGCUGAGGAUCCGCUCUGCUCUAGUGGGCUGAGGAUCCACUCUGCUCUGCUCUACUGGGCUGAGGAUCCGCUCUGCUCUACUGGGCUGAGGAUCCGCUCUGCUCUAGUGGGCUGAGGAUCCGCUCUGCUCUAGUGGGCUGAGGAUCCGCUCUGCUCUACUGGGCUGAGGAUCCGCUCUGCUCUAGUGGGCUGAGGAUCCGCUCUGCUCUACUGGGCUGAGGAUCCGCUCUGCUGUAGUGGGCUGAGGAUCCGCUCUGCUCUAGUGGGCUGAGGAUCCGCUCUGCUCUAGUGGGCUGAGGAUCCGCUCUGCUCUAGUGGGCUGAGGAUCCACUCUGCUCUACUGGGCUGAGGAUCCGCUCUGCUGUAGUGGGCUGAGGAUCCACUCUGCUCUGCUCUAGUGGGCUGAGGAUCCGCUCUGCUCUAGUGGGCUGAGGAUCCACUCUGCUCUACUGGGCUGAGGAUCCGCUCUGCUCUACUGGGCUGAGGAUCCACUCUGCUCUGCUCUAGUGGGCUGAGGAUCCGCUCUGCUCUACUGGGCUGAGGAUCCACUCUGCUGUAAUGGGAUGAGAAGAUCAUGGUUGUGAGAUGUUAGAACCUUGAGUUUCUUGAUACCCACCCAACAGGAAGUCACACGAGCUGUGACCAGAGAGAGGAGACUUGUCUGCCAGCUCCUGACCUUUCCCAUAUCUCCCAUCACCAGACUAUUCUAACUGAGAAACAAGAGAGAAAGGAAGAAAGGGAAAAGAACAGAAAUAGCGAAGGAAAGAAAAUCCGAAAACAACCAACAACCGAGCAAAAGAAACGCUUAAAGAGAGAAAAAGACAGUAGACUGGGGCUACUCUAUCAUUCAAGUUCCGCCCUCUCCCAUCCCUCUCUCUUCUCCCCCUCCCUCCCUCUCUCCUCCUCCCUCCUCUCCCUCUCUCCCCCCAGCAUCCCUGUGGCUCUAUUAUUGCAUUCCUCAAGCUCUUUAAUUUGAGGAUCAGUAAACUGAGGUGCCAGCCAGCUCCCAAAGCCCUGCUCUCUCUGUGUGUGUGUGUGUGUGUGUGUCAGAGAGAGAGCUGGGUUUUCUAGUCGUUGGUUUAUUGGUCUAGGUGUGUUUUAAAUUAGACGUACUUCACAGCCACUGGAGAAUGUAACACAGCUGAGGAGAGGCGUGAGGGAGGGGAGGCGUGA
Molecule: messenger RNA, 17333 nt
Organism: Coregonus sp. 'balchen'
Lineage: Eukaryota; Metazoa; Chordata; Actinopteri; Salmoniformes; Salmonidae
Source: the annotation of a GenBank genome assembly